Messenger RNA from Lathyrus sativus (Indian pea), 522 nucleotides. NCBI's taxonomy places the organism in Eukaryota, Viridiplantae, Streptophyta, Magnoliopsida, Fabales, Fabaceae. The record is from the annotation of a GenBank genome assembly.
AUGAAUCCACUAGCAUUAUCUCUCAUCUUGUGCACCAUUGCUGCAACUCACUGCGCAAUCAUCAUCCCCCAAAACCACAAUGCCAAUCUGAUACAACAAACAUGCAAAAAAACUCCAAAAUACGCAACUUGCAUUAAAACCCUCGAAUCCGAUCCACGAAGCUCCGAUGUGAAUCUACAAGAUCUUGCAGUCAUCUCGCUGACCAGCAUCGGCCCGGCGCUGAACACUGCCCUAACCCAAAUCACUGAUUUGGUUAAGGUGAAUCGAGAACCUGCUCAAACUGAGGCUUUGAAUUCGUGUGCUGAGAGAUACAGUGCAAUUUUGGUAGGUGAUUUGCCAAAAUCUAUUGCUGCUUUGAAACUAGGAGAUCCUAAACUUGCUGAAGAGGGUGCAAAUGAUGCUGCGGUUGAAGCUAGUUCUUGUGAGAAUGGAUUCAAUGGAAAAUCACCACUCACUGAUGAGAAUGCUGAUAUAUAUGAUGCAGCAAUCAUAGCAGCAGCCAUUGUUAAACAAUUGCUCUAG